CCGCAUCGGAGGCUUUUUCAUGCUGUGAAGGCCAAUCAAGGCAAUGAUGAAAGCCACUGUCCCCGCCAUCUCGUUCCUGCGCGAAUCCCGGCCUCGAGAAGCAUCGUCAUGCGCCACACCACAUCAUGGCCAUGACGUGCCCGCCGAUCCUGGGGUGAAUGUGAACCUGUUUCCAGACAUGGGUGGGUUCUUUCAUGGAGCACGUAUAAAGUACCGCUGAGAUUCGCCUCUGCCUCUCUUCAUUAUCAACAACAUCACAUCACUCCACAUCUACCACACCAACUCAACUUCAAACCCAAACCAAUCAACAACAACUCUUCAUCAUGGUCCGCCGCUCAACCCGCACCACCACCCGCAAGCCUAGCUUGAUGUCGCGCCUUCGUGGCCGCCGCUCUACUCGCACCAGCCGCCGCACUCCCGCUACAACGACCACCACUACUACGACCAAGACAACCCGCACUACCCCCGGCGGAGCUGGAGUCGGAGCAACUGGCGUCCACCACCAGCGCCGCAAGGUCAGCAUGGGCGACAAGGUCUCUGGCGCGAUGAUGAAGCUCCGGGGCUCUUUGACGAGGCGUCCGGGUCUGAAGGCUGCUGGCACUCGCCGCAUGCACGGCACCGACGGCCGUGGCGUGAACCAUGUCUAUUAGACGCAUCGACGCGUUCGACCGACCUUAGCAAGCUGCAUAGACGUGCCUCACUCUUUUGAGCAGAGCGCCAACGCCACUCUCGACCCGCGUACCAUGGCGCGUUCACCCGCGUAAUGACAUGCUGGUUAAGUUUCAGGCGUCAGGUUCAGUUUUAAAAGGCGUGGGCAGUCGGUGCACUUGUCUUUGGACUUCCCUUUAUCAUCAACUGGGAUAAGGUGUACUUGUAGCAUUUUCGAACGAUUCCACGAUUGGGGGGAAGUGUACGAUAGGAAUUCUUGAUACCCUUGGGCUGCGGCUCGCAGAAUUGAAACCAACACAAUUACUUAAACUCGAAUGUC
Mytilinidion resinicola is the source of this 988-nucleotide messenger RNA. RefSeq lists its product as uncharacterized. The coding region runs from base 324 to 650 and encodes 108 amino acids. The record is from RefSeq and is a predicted model, not a curated record. Lineage: Eukaryota; Fungi; Ascomycota; Dothideomycetes; Mytilinidiales; Mytilinidiaceae. The transcript is spliced from 2 exons.